AUGGCUAGAGACGUAAUGCAUUCCAUCGGUUACCCCCCUGAACCCACCAGCUUUGAAAUAGACAUGGACAACCUCAGCGUAUCAAGUAGCGAUGACGAUGACGAAGUCAUCAACACUCGUUCUCGAAGCGCCUUCUUUCAGAGCUUCCCGCAGGACAUCUCUGCUCAACGACCAUUGAUCAGCUUCGUCACAAAUAAAUGGGAUACAUCUCACUCCUCGAGGGGCCGAUCAUCCUCCUCCGCCUCGUCCACUUCAUUUGAUUGGCACCGCGUCCCAUUGCUCGGAUUCAUAGUCUCCGUCGUUAUGGCACCUAAAUUCAGACGAUAUCUCGUCGUUUACGCUAUUCUUUUGAUGUCCGCUUAUACGGGGUGGGAGGCGGUUCUGCAACCGAUGAUUAAAGAGCAUGAAGAUAUCCUCACGUCGCUCAAUGUGGAUACAUUAGAGAAAGUCGGCGGGUGGUUUGGGACCAAUGUGCGUCCGGAAUUUGUCGAUGUUGUGUCGAUGAGGACUCUCAAUCCUGCUUUACUGCCAAGUCUUGAGAAGAAGCAGGGCAAAUCUAGUCGGCGACUGGUUAUUGUUGGCGAUGUACAUGGGUGUAAAGACGAAUUGGAGAAACUCUUGAAAAAAGUCUCUUUUGAUCCGGCUGGUGACCAUCUUAUACUUACCGGUGAUAUGAUUAGCAAAGGCCCCAAGAGCGGCGGCGUGGUGGACCUUGCACGUGAACUCGGCGCUUCAUGCGUACGAGGAAACCACGAAGACCGCAUUUUGCUUGAGCGCUCAGACAUGAAACUCCAUACCAAUGAAGUAUCUGAUCAGGAAUAUACCGUUGUGUCUGACACGGCUGAGCGCAAGGUAGCCAAGUCAUUGACUGAUGAGCAAGCCGCAUGGUUACAGGACUGUCCUGUUAUAUUGAAAGUAGGAGUGAUCAAGGAUAUGGGCGAAGUGGCUGUUGUGCACGGUGGACUUGUUCCCGGUGUACCUCUGGAAAGACAGGAAUUGUCGAGUGUAAUGUCAAUGCGAACCAUCGACUUGGAUACCCAUGUCCCAAGCUCCAACAAAUCUGGCAUUCCGUGGUUUAAAGUCUACAACCAAUAUCAUAAACUCCUAGCUUCAGGUCAAGAAGAGGUUGACUCCUCCGUACUACCCAAAACCAUGACUGUGAUAUAUGGACACGAUGCCGCCAAAUCACUCAACAUCCGCCAAUAUACCAAGGGUUUGGAUUCCGGGUGCGUCUACGGCCGAAAAUUGAGUGCGCUCGUCAUCGAGGACGGCGGCAAGAAUAAAGUCGUGCAGGUGAAGUGUGACGAAUACGUAAAAUCCUAA
This is a messenger RNA of Talaromyces marneffei, 1323 nucleotides long. RefSeq lists its product as uncharacterized. Gene Ontology annotation, molecular function: endopolyphosphatase activity; phosphatase activity. The transcript is spliced from 3 exons. Gene Ontology annotation, cellular component: cytoplasm. The record is from RefSeq and is a predicted model, not a curated record. Gene Ontology annotation, biological process: polyphosphate catabolic process. NCBI's taxonomy places the organism in Eukaryota, Fungi, Ascomycota, Eurotiomycetes, Eurotiales, Trichocomaceae. Bases 1 to 1323 code for a protein of 440 amino acids.